CAAAGUGCACCAGGGAUGUAGGCUUACUCACUCAGUCUGCCACUGAAACGUACAUUCUCAAUCCUUGCAUGAUUGAAUUGGACCUAUCUGUCGUAGAUUCCUACGUUGGAUAUGGGUAACAUCACAGUUCAUCAGAACGUUACAUGUUAUGCGGAGCCAAAGAACAUAUCGUGCUUUACAACACUGCCUGACAAUUUUGUUGGUGGAGUAAUACUAUCAUUUACAGUCUCCAUUGCAAUUGGACUGAUAAUUGGAGGUAUGAUAUGGGUUCUAAUCACAUGCUUGUCCCGCCGGCGUGCCAGUGCAGCUAUUUCCCCAAGAUUGACAAACUCAUCAAGUCGUCGUCCUAGAACUUCUUCUCAAAACCAGGCAUCAAAUAGAUCUGGGUUUUAUCGUAACAGUAGCUGUGAACGUAGGAGCAACCUCAGCCUAGCCAGCCUGACUUUUCAACGGCAGACUUCACAAGAGCAGCCUGAUCCAUUUACAAGAAAACCUAGCUUCAGAGCAUCUACUUUUCAUCCAUUUUUACAAUCUCCUCCUCUAGCGGUUGAAGCUGAAAGUCAACUUGUUACUCUACCUCGUGCCAACAGCACAUCGCCAACAAUUAACACCACUGGCAACUUUGGACGUCCUGACUUUCACUGGUCUAGCAAUAGCCUACGUCUUGGUCACGCAACUCACACACCACCUCCAGCCUAUGAAAGUAUCAUUAAAGCUUUUCCUGACCCUUAAAAAUUGUUGGAUUGUUGUAAAAAACACUCACACAGUUCAUUACACUAAAAGUUCAAGGCAAAAAAAAAAAAACAUCUACAAACUGUACAAGAAAAAUUAGGUUGCUACAAACGUCAUCAAUGUUGGGUCAGCAUUUGACUCACUUUUUAACUGUGCGGUGUAGAACAGCUACAUAUAUAUUGACAUUGAAUCAACAGUAUGCCGCUUGCAACUGCUUGUUGGAGUGGUUUGCUUUCUUCAGAUAACCAUUUGCAUUGCACAGCAAAAGCUUUACAUUUAAUAUUGCAUUUUGUAUACCUUUCAAUCAUGGAAAACGUGAGAUGCGGGAGGCAUGUGGUCAACACCUGUUUAAAAAUUCUUUUUGAAUUGAUAGUUGAUUGGAAAUAGUGAUGCAAGGGCCAUUAUUAUUCGGAAACUGCUGGACUUUCAUAUAUUCCACCCCCACAUGGUUUUCAGCUGCACUGCAUCUACAUAUCAUAAUAAUAACGCAAGGGACCUGAUUUGGGUAGAGGUAUACUUAUACACGGAACCACUGUAAGCCUCAAGGGCUCAUUACCUCACGUGACCCAGGUCAAUGUAAAGCACUAAAAUGUAACUUUUAUUGAUAUAUUUAUUUUAAAAAAAGUGAGCCUAGAAAAGUAUUUAAAACGUCCUGUUCACUGCAAACAGCAUCUGAUGAACGUAUGCUGCUUAUUUGUGGUGGAGAUGUGCACUCUGUCCUACACACUGCAGCAAUGGUCACUCUCCUGGCCUCUUGGUCAGUUACUGCACUGACAAAAAGGAAGUACAACAUCUCUACUUCCAAGAGUGGAAGAAGGUUGAAACAAUGGAUGGACUUACAGCUUCGUUAGGAAUAGUUAUGUUAACCUCAAAUGCUGUGCAUGCCAUAGAUUCUCCUAUAAUACCAGCCACAUAUGCUCCAUAAAAGUGUAAGUGCCCUGAAUGACAUGAUGAUUUUACCCCAUAGAACCAUUGUUUUUCAAUACCCACUAGGCUGCCAGUACACAUAGCAGUAUCAUCUACCUUGGUUUUGCAAUCUGGCUUUGCAGUUUAAUGUGUCUCACCUGUACAAUCCUUAUGACCAAAAAUGCAUUGCAAAACUCUGGAAAUUUGAGGGUAAACUGUGUGUGGCUUUGCCAUGCCUUUCUUGCUACAUGGCACGCUAUCACUAUAUGAAUAGGGCAGCCUUAAGUUAGCUUUGGAAGUAUAAUCUAUGUAUGACAUCUGUAGCUAUGAAAAACCGUAUAACUGGAAACAAUAUGCAAUACAAUAUUAAAAUUUUAAUUUAGCUUUUGAUCCUUAAAAAAAAAUCUUGCAUGAAAAACUUUUUUAUUCUAUUUAUUUUUUUGUAUCUAAUAUUGCAUUUAUAUAGCAUGCAUUGCUCUACUAUUUUCUUAAGAAGUACAAUGUAACAAUCAAGUAUGUCUUCUACCAUGUUUUGCAAAGUGGUUCUAGAGGAAAUGUGUAAAUAUUGUAAGCACUGCUGUAAUUAAUUUAGUCAUUUGUAAUAAAAAUGCUGAAAACUUU
Messenger RNA from Bufo gargarizans (Asiatic toad), 2259 nucleotides. It is a transcript of the gene MYCT1, whose product is annotated as MYC target 1. Bases 112 to 732 code for a protein of 206 amino acids. Lineage: Eukaryota; Metazoa; Chordata; Amphibia; Anura; Bufonidae. Gene Ontology annotation, cellular component: nucleoplasm. The transcript is spliced from 2 exons. The record is from RefSeq and is a predicted model, not a curated record.